GCAAAUACAAAAACAUUUCAAGUAUAUCAAGUUUCAGUCAGCGAGUUUAAAAUCGAAAUUCUAUUUCAAAAUCAAGUACAGCGCGUUUUUUUGCCGGUGUUUGAAACAGCAUCGACAAUAUGUAAACUGCUAGCCUUGGUAGAGUUGGCACUUCUCAAUUUGGACAAAAUAUAUGUUAGAAUAGUUGUAGAAACGACGAAGAAAUUAUGGCAAAUGGUGGCCAUUACGAGCUCGGUUAUGAAGACAUACGCUUCGAAACGGUUGUGAGUCCGAGUUUUUACUGUCCUAUUUGUCUUCUGGUUCUGAGAGAACCAGUUAUGUGUAAAAACCAACACUAUUUCUGCACUUCGUGUAUCAAGAAGCAUUUGGCAAAGUCUGCAUUCUGCCCGACGUGUCUUGAACAUCUCAGUGUCAAUACACUGAAUGAAGCUCCGCGGAUUGUACAAGAUUAUUUAUCUGAGCUGAAUAUUCAUUGUGAUUACUAUGCCAGAGGAUGCUGCGAAAUGGUGAAGUUGAAUCAACUAAAACAUCAUGUGGCAACAUGUGGAUUCGGGCCCGUGCAGUGUUCAAAUGAGGGCUGUACUGCUGACCUGAAUUUUAGAGAUAAGCUCUAUCAUCAAGCCGAAGUGUGUGAUUUCAGAAAGUUGAAAUGUCACGAGUGCAGCCAGCUCAAACAUGAAGCAGUAAAAAUGAAGAGAGAGAUUUUAGCCCGUCAAGACCAGAUAAUGAGAACAAUGAAAGCUGAGAUUUCGGCUUGCCAGAAUGAAAUAAAAAGUGAAAUGAAAGAAGGGAUGAAAAAAAUGGAAAAUGUCAUCAUGAACGAAGUUCUGGAAAUAGUCAACAAAGCUGUUCAGAAUAUAACGGUCGAAAUGAAAGUUACAAGUGCAAGAAUGAAGAAUGAACUGACAGAGAAAAUCAAAGAUCAAUUUCAGUCCAUUUCAUUUUCUCUGUCGACUCUGAUCGACCAAAAGCAAGAGGAAAGAAGGAAAGAUGUCGCAAAAGAGCCAACGGUCGCGACAAAACAAUCAGUUGCAAGGCCCUGGCCUGGUAUUGCGGUAAUAAAAGCGGAGAGACAGGCAAUGAAAAAAGUGGAGCCAUUGGUAGGACUGAAGGAAACACGGGAAGCAGUCCAGCCAUGGGGAGGACUGAAGGAGACACGGGAAGCUGUCGAGCCAUGGGGAGGACUGAACGAGAAACGGGAAGCAUCCGAGCCAUGCCUUCAACUGAACGAGACACGGGAAGCAUUCGAGCCAUCGGAAGGACUGAACGAGAUACGGGAAGCAUUCGAGCCAUCGGAAGGACUGAACGAGACACAGGAUGCUGUCGAUCCAUGGGGAGGACUGAACGCGAUACGUGAAGCAUUCGAGCCAUCGGAAGGACUGAACGAGAAACGGGAAGCUGUCGAGCCAUGGGGAGGACUGAACGAGAAACGGGAAGCAUCCGAGCCAUGCGAAGAACUGAACGAGACACGGGAAGCAUUCGAGCCAUCGGAAAGACUGAACGAGAUACGGGAAGCAUUCGAGCCAUCGGAAGGACUGAACGAGAUACGGGAAGCAUUCGAGCCAUCGGAAGAACUGAACGAGACACGGGAAGCAUUCGGGCCAUGCGAAGAACUGAACGAGACACGGGAAGCAUUCGAGCCAUGGGGAGAACUGAACGAGACACGGGAAGCCAUUCGAGCCAUGGGGAGAACUGAACGAGACACGGGAAGCAUUCGAGCCAUGCGAAGAACUGAACGAGACACGGGAAGCAUUCGAGCCAUGCGAAGAACUGAAGGAAAUACGGGAAGCAUUCGAGCCAUGGGAAGAACUGGAGGAGACACGGGAAGCAAUCGAGACAUGCGAAGAACUGAAGGAAAUACGGGAAGCAUUCGAGCCAUGGGAAGAACUGGAGGAGACACGGGAAACAGUCAAGCCAUGGGGAGAACUGGAGGAGACACAAGAAGCAAUCGAGACAUGCGAAGAACUGAACGAGAAACGGGAAGCAUUCGAGCCAUGGGGAGAACUGAACGAGACACGGGAAGCAUUCGAGUCAUGGGAAGAACUGGAGGAGACACGGGAAACAUUCGAGACAUGCGAAGAACUGAAGGAAAUACGGGAAGCAUUCGAGCCAUGGGAAGAACUGGAGGAGACACGGGAAACAGUCAAGCCAUGGGGAGAACUGGAGGAGACACAAGAAGCAAUCGAGACAUGCGAAGAACUGAACGAGAAACGGGAAGCAUUCGAGCCAUGGGGAGAACUGAACGAGACACGGGAAGCAUUCGAGUCAUGGGAAGAACUGGAGGAGACACGGGAAACAUUCGAGACAUGCGAAGAACUGAAGGAAAUACGGGAAGCAUUCGAGCCAUGGGAAGAACUGGAGGAGACACGGGAAACAGUCAAGCCAUGGGGAGAACUGGAGGAGACACAAGAAGCAAUCGAGACAUGCGAAGAACUGAACGAGAAACGGGAAGCAUUCGAGCCAUGGGGAGAACUGAACGAGACACGGGAAGCAUUCGAGUCAUGGGAAGAACUGGAGGAGACACGGGAAACAUUCGAGACAUGCGAAGAACUGAAGGAAAUACGGGAAGCAUUCGAGCCAUGGGAAGAACUGGAGGAGACACGGGAAACAGUCAAGCCAUGGGGAGAACUGGAGGAGACACAAGAAGCAAUCGAGACAUGCGAAGAACUGAACGAGACACGGGAAGCAUUCGAGCCAUGGGGAGAACUGGAGGAGACACGGGAAGCAUUCGAGCCAUGGGGAGAACUGGAGGAGACACAGGAAGCAUUCGAGCCAUGUGAAGAACUGAACGAGACACGGGAAGUUGUCGAGCCAUGCGAAGAGCUGAACGAGAUACGGGAAACAUCCGAGCCAUGCGAAGAGCUGAACGAGACACGGGAAGCAUUCGAGCCAUCGGAAGGACUGAACGAGACACGAAAAAGAAAAAAAGAAAUGAAUUGUCGUUUCUACACCACUUCGUUCCUAUACAAAGUCAGAUGAUAAUUGCAGGAGGGCUGUUUAAUUUUUUUUCGAACCAAAGAUUUAUAAAAUAAAACCAAGAUUUAUGGAAAUAAAUUAACUCAAGUGUCUUUAUUAUAAUUAAUUUAAAAAGUGUGUUACUCAAUUACUGUAGUUAAUAUUAAUGAAUUUUUGAAAGAAGUGAUAAAAGCAAUCAGUGACAGUGGCUAUGUUGGAGGAAACAUGAUUAGAACAUGCCUAGUAGUUUCUUGGAACAGUAUUUUUCAUUGGCUCUAUUUGCGUUCAGAACAACAAAGUUGUUUCGUUUUUUAGAAACCCUUCCUCCAAUUGGAGGGGACCUUCUGAACAACUCCGACCUUACCCGCGAAACAUGCUCCUAAUACAAUAGCAACUAAUAGUAAGAUUCUUUUCUUACGCGGGUAACAGGAACAGUUGGCACUCUAUCCCUUCCCGCUAAGUUAAGCCCAAAGGAUGUGCUCUAUAAUAGGUCGAGCAUAGGGUAUUUAUUUAUUUAGCUUUUCCCUCAUUCCAUUGCCUGGUUGAUUCUCCCCUGUCCUUCCAGAGUUUCAGUAUUCUUCUUAGGUCUUCAUUGCAUCACAAGCUGUGUAUUAGGCAACCAUCACCAAACGAUCAAUACACAAGCAUCA
Molecule: messenger RNA, 3605 nt
Organism: Paramuricea clavata
Lineage: Eukaryota; Metazoa; Cnidaria; Anthozoa; Malacalcyonacea; Plexauridae
Source: the annotation of a GenBank genome assembly